UCAAAUUUCAUACAGUUAAAUUGUUCACUGUAAAUAAUUGCUGGAGCGGGAUUUUACAAAACAAAAUGAUACGCUCGUUAGCCAAAGCAGUUACUUUAGCAAGCAAUUGCAAGCGAAUUCUUUAAGCACAUACACAGAUAUGUAUUUAUAUUUAUAGAAUACACUUGCUGACGUUGCUCAAUGAUUACUUGUCGUCUAUAAACUACAAUGCACUCGUCUGCGGCUACAGUUUGGAGCGAAAUACAAUAAUUUUUUAAUUGAGUUUGUAAAGUGUUGAUAUCCAUCAAUUAAUAACAACAAUCGCUGCGCACUGCUGCAAUGUAAAUAUAUUUCCACUGCGCAUGAAACACCACUGUCGAAAUCCCAACAAUACAAACAGUCAAACAGUGCCUUUCAAACAGUUAACACGCUAAUUCGCAAGUACAAUGAGUGAAUCGGGCGACAAUACGCAUUUAAAUUAUAUUAAAGACUAUGUAGUGCCGGAAAUUUUGACUAAAUUGCAAGGCGAAACCUUGCUGAAGUUCGAGUUGGAACAUGCAAGCGGGCUGGACGGCUUUAUGUCGGCACUCUACAACAUUAAACUGCAUACGCAGACUGCCGACGGCGCCAAGCAGCGGCUGCUUGUGGCCAAAUUCAUGAAAGGCGAUGUAAGCUUUCGUGAGUCCAGCAAGUCAUACAUACAAUUUGCCAAUGAAAUAUUUGUGUAUGAACGCGCUCUGCCCGCCUUUGCAAAAGUGCUAGCCGCCGCCAAGCUCGACAUCACCAUUGACGAUUGGGUGCCACAUCCUUAUGUGGCCAAAUUUGGUUAUAUUGAGGGUUUGAGCGCUGCGCCGGGCGUGCGCGAAUCAGUAUUAGUGCUGGAACAUUUGAAACCGCACGGUUAUGUGUUGGGACCACGUCUAUAUCUUACGCGUGAGCAUUUGUUGCCAAUGUGUAGUACGAUCGGACAAUAUCAUGCCAUUAGCUAUGCGUUGCGGUUAAUUGAUCCUACGCAACUCGAACGCUUGAAAAGUGAAAUAGUGACGCUGCCCUUCAUCAAUGAUGCGGAUCCGCGUGAUGCACAAGACAACUUUUAUCGUUAUCUCUACCGCGCUGCAUUCGAUCGCUUCUAUGACUUUUUCGAUCGUAAAAUUGAUGGCAAUACGUUUGAUAAGCAAAAUGCCGAUGAUUUAAAAUUAAUAGCGCGUUUGCGCGAUUUGCGUGCUAAGUAUAUUGAAGAGCCGACGCGUUUGUUAGAGAAAAUACGCACAGGUGUUGUGGAUAAUGAGCAAGAUAAACAUUUCGGCGCCAUAUUACAUGGCGAUUACAAUCGCAAUAAUGUGUUGUUCCGUUAUGAAGCGCAGGAAGGUGGUGAUGCGGCUGCGCCAAAGGUGGCCGACGUGAAAAUGAUUGAUUUUCAAGAGAUGCGUUAUGGCAGUCCCUGUUUAGAUUUGAGUUUCUUCAUGUACAUGAAUACCACUGAAGAAACGCGUGAUGCCAUUUGGCAAGAAAUGUUGCAAAUGUACCACACAAAUAUGUUUAAUACACUGCAGGCAGCUGUUAAAGGCAAUGCAAGAGUUGAUGCUGCGCAAUUGGCAGCUUACAGUUUUGAAGCCUUCCAAGCGCACUUUAAACGCUAUGCCUUCUAUGGCGUCAUGAUUUGUCUACAAUUUCUACCGUGGAUGCUCUCGAGCGAAGAGGAAUGUGCGAAGAUCUCGCAUCUCUUCGAGACCAAUUUGCGUGGCGAAGAGUUUCAUAGGGUUUCGAUUGAGAUCGGUGGUGAUGAAGUUAACAUGCGUUUGCUGGCGGUACUGCGACACGCCUGCAAAAUGGGCUAUAUGGAUGAGCUUUGA
This is a messenger RNA of Bactrocera tryoni, 1832 nucleotides long. RefSeq lists its product as uncharacterized. The coding region runs from base 426 to 1832 and encodes 468 amino acids. The transcript is spliced from 4 exons. NCBI's taxonomy places the organism in Eukaryota, Metazoa, Arthropoda, Insecta, Diptera, Tephritidae. The record is from RefSeq and is a predicted model, not a curated record.